This is a messenger RNA of Hylaeus volcanicus, 5117 nucleotides long. RefSeq names its product ABC transporter C family member 14-like. The transcript has 13 exons. Gene Ontology annotation, biological process: transmembrane transport. Gene Ontology annotation, molecular function: ATP hydrolysis activity; ABC-type transporter activity; ATP binding. Gene Ontology annotation, cellular component: membrane. The coding region runs from base 94 to 5091 and encodes 1665 amino acids. The record is from RefSeq and is a predicted model, not a curated record. Lineage: Eukaryota; Metazoa; Arthropoda; Insecta; Hymenoptera; Colletidae.
ACAUAUUUUUUUCUAAAAUAAAAAUUGUAUUGGAAUAAGUUUUUUUUUCAUUAUUUAAUAGUAUUUUUAUUUAUCUAAUUAAAACACAUAUUUAUGGUGCGGGAGUCUAUAGAAAGAGGUACAAACCUUCAAUGUUUUCAUUCCGACGAUUCGGAGUGUGAAAGUCACGUUAGCAAAAAAAUGCUACCAAAACCAGUAGAAUCAAAGAAUUUUUGUCAAAAAUGGUUUUGGGAACCUCAUUCAUUAAUUUUUGAGUAUUUUACUUCAUUUAUGCUGCGAGCAAAAUGUGAAGGUUUUCGCGGGGUAAAACCGGAUGAAUUACCAGAUUUAUGGCUAGGAGAUACAAUAUCAGUUUGGUGUGAGCGCUUUUUUAAUAAAAUGGAUAAUUUAUUAGUUCGUUCACAUAAAGGUUUAACAUUGAUAUCUUCCCCUCAAUGGAUCAUUUUAGCAGCUCUGUUGUCAGUUUUUAAAUAUCAUUUAUUAAUUAUUUUCGUUAUGCAAUUAACUGGAACCUUAAGCGCUCUUAUAUCAAGUUGUUUAAUGGCAGUAUUUUUGGAGUCACAAGAGUCCAAUCCAGAUCAAAUGAGUUCAUCAGCACGGAUGCAAGGUGUCCUGGGUGGUUUAGGUAUUUUAUUUUUAGAUCUUUUCUUCAUCUUUUUCAAUUCACAAGCAAGGUUUUGGUCCGAGCGUAUUAAACUUCGUAUACAAGGUUCUUUAACAUGUGGAAUCAUGCACAGUACACUAAAACGUUCAAUCCAUGCCAAAUCAAUGAAGGAAAACGCUGUUCCCAAUUCUUAUAAUAUGCUUAUUGUUGAUGUUGGUGCCAUUACUGAUUUAAUUUUCGCUAUGCUAGACCUUUUACUUCUACCUAUAAGUGUUACCUUCAGUUAUAUUUUUUUGGUAGAUCGUAUAGGGAAAUCAAGUUUGACUGGAAUCGGAAUAUUACUUUUUGUAAUUUUUUUAAUGCUUUUUCUUCAAAUAUUGAAUGGUUUAUUAAAACAAUCAUAUGUUGAAAAAAGGGAUUUACGUUUACGUCGAACGCAUGAAGUCGCCACGGAAGUACGAUCAAUUCGUAUGCUAGGCUGGGGUCAAUUAGCUGCUCAAUAUGUAGGAGUAUUUCGUGAAAAAGAAAUGAAGUAUCUGAAAUAUCGUAUGUAUUUAGAUACUUUGGCAGCCAUACUCGCUAAUGCAGCGUAUAAUUUCACACAGAUUGCUAUAUUUACUGUAUACAUUAUGGAUGCUUUAAAAGUAAAUCCGUUUUUCCGAUUUAAAGCUUCAGUUGUCAUACCUGUCGUUCAAGUGACCAAUAAACUGGUGGAACCCAUUUCCGUACUUCCUUUCACAAUUAAUUCGUUAAUUGAAGGUUGGGUGUCUUGUGAAAGAUAUUAUAAAAGAGUUUGCAACGGUCGCCCAGCUUUCGAAUCCUUUAAUGAACCUAGAGCCUGUAAUAUACCCAAAACAUCAAUGUAUCGUUCAACAAGUAGUGAAUUAUCUCCCUUGUUACGCAAUUCCAAUACUUUGGAAUUUUUUUCGCAACCUCAUUUAAACCAAAAAAGAAAAAAUUUACAGGAAUGUUAUUCUUUAUGUGAUAAUAAAUCCUCUUCUCUUGAAAUGUAUUUAAAAGAAUCAGAAAUAUAUAUGAUUCAAGUAAAAGGUUUUUUUUUCUGGGAAAGUUUAACGGAUCAAAAUAAGUUUCCUAACAAAUGGUUUUUACGUGAUGAAUUUUCGCAAUUGUCGAAGGAUAAAAUUGAAACCGUAACAGAUAGCCAAAUUUAUUGUCAAAUACGAAAUAAUUUAAUAAAAGAAGAAAAUCAAUUGAAAAAUCAACAGUUCCAGAAACCUUUUUUUUUUUUAACUAUUCCGGAAUUUACUGUAAAGAAACGUGAAUGUUGUUUUGUUUCAGGCAUUUCUGGAAGUGGAAAAAGUUCAUUGGUGCUAGCGCUUUUAGGCCAUAUGUUUUCAUUUACCGAAAAGUUUAGCAUCCACUCAAUUCAAAACUCAGUGAGUAACUCAAAUAGUGCUGAAAGAAAUCAAAGUAUUGGCUACACAUGUCCGUCACCUUGGAUUCCUAAAGGAACGGUUCAGUCGGUUAUACUUUUUGGACGUCCAAUGGAUAUUCAACGUUAUAAUCGUGUAAUAGAAGCAUGUGAAUUGACGCUAGAUUUAGAAUCAUGGACUCCAGAUGGUGAUCAACGUUUUGUGUGUCAAGGAGGAACAAGCUUAAGUGGUGGACAAAGAUCACGUCUUUCUCUUGCGCGUGCAUUAUAUGGUUUUGUUCAUCCAAAUUAUCGUGAUCUACCCCAGGAAUUUGUAACACAUAUAUUUUUUUUAGAUGAUCCCUUUGCGUCAUUGGAUCCCGCAAUAACCAAUCGAAUAUUUUUAAAUUUAUUUGGUGUUAAUGGUUUACUUCAAUAUGCUACUACAAUCUUAACUUUUCAUGAUCAAUUUUUUGAAUAUUCUAUUCAUUCUUUAAUCCAAAGUUCAGAUGUUUUAUCUGUUGAUCUCAAAAAGUAUACUUUACAUCACGGUUUUCUAAGAAGAGUUGCCCUCGAGCGAAGUUGUUCCAAGAUACAGAAUCAUGAUCACCACUCUUAUCAAAGUAUUUAUCAGAAUAGUGAUCACACAAGUGAUCCGAGUGGUGAUAAGAAUAGUGGUCAAAAGAGUGAUCAGAAUAACGAUUUAAAGGUACAAACAAAAACACAAUCGUUUCAACACAGUUCCCGUGUCAUCAAUACAGAAAACAGUCAUGAAAUGGUAUCUUUAAUAAAAUCUCAUGAUGAAGAGUUUAUGGUUUCUGGGUCCGUCAAAUCGCAUACAUAUACGUGGUUUUUACAGCAAGUUGGAGUACCUCUUAUUCUAUUCAUGGUUCUAUUUAUUUUCUUACAGUAUUUAUUACAAUACGCGUCAACAUUAUGGUAUCAAAUUUGGUUUUGGUUUUUUUAUGCUAUCGCAUUUUUUCUUGUAAUAUUCGAUGUUUAUUAUAGGUUGUCUUACUGGACUUACUCGAGUUCUAUAUUAGCCAAAAAUAAUGUUUCUUUAGUUUCUUCUACGACGAAUAAAACGUCACAUGAAAAUUUUUUUUUUUUUCUCAAUGUAUUUAAAAAAACUUUUACCGCAAUUCAACAGGAACAUUUACCUACGCAAGAAGAAAAUAAUAGAGGAUCGCUUAUUAUAUUUAUCAUGUUAUCUCUUGGUAACAUUACAUUUCUGGCGAUACUCUAUUUUUUUGGACUUGUGGGUUCCUUAAAAGCUUCUUUAAAAAUACAUAUAGAAUUGGUUGAAAAAAUAUUUCAAGGCCAUUACUGUAUGUAUAAAAUUUUUCCUCUAGGAGUUAUAGUGAAUAGAUGUAAUGCGGAUAUGGAUAUCGUAGAUAAUGGUCCUUUACGUACUCUAAGUGGAUUUUUUGGAACAAUUAUUAGUUUUGUAUUAGGGAUGUCCAUUCUUUUCUUCCUAAGCCCUUGGUGUAGCUUAAUUCUACCGCCUGUAGCUUAUAUUGUUUAUCAUUAUGUGUAUAAGCUUUUCCGACCUGCUAACAGAGAGCUUCAGAGAUCCAAACUCUAUGCACUAAGUCCCUUGUGUGGUCAUUUAAGCGAAUUGGAGUCUGGUAGUUUUUUCAUCAAAGCUUUCGGUGCUGAAAAGUAUUAUGAAGAUAAAAGUACUGAAUUAACGUCUAAUUUUUUAAAAACACAAUUCAUGCAAAUUGGAUUCACAUGUUGGGCAAGUACUCGACUUGCUUUAUUAUCCUUUCCAUUUACAUUUUUCAAUUCGGUUGUUCCUUUCAUUUUACGUUCUCUUAACAUUGUGGCUCCGAUACAAUUUUUUUCUGGGCUUCUUUUUGGUUAUACACAACAGGCCGAUGCGGCUACUUCCGCUGGUUUCACUGGCUUAGCUAUUUGGCUCGCCAUUCGAUUACCAACAUCCCUCGGUGCAAUCCUGUGGAGUUUCUCUGAUCUUGAGCAAAAAAUGUGCUCAUUGGAAAGAAUUGAGUCAAUGAUUACAAUGUUUGGUAGUCAGAAACAGCCGUUGAUAAUUAGACAAAACAAAUUCACUUCCAAUCCAAUCACUCCACAUUUAAAAAAUACACCAUCUCUGUUUAAAAAAUGUGUGUAUCGAUAUGAGGAUGAUAUUGAUGCACAUUUAGUGAGUCGUUCAGAGAAUAUCGUCCACAAGAUAACUGAGAUUCCUUCAAAUCAUGUUAUCAUGAAGGUAUUAAAUCUUUCCGUGUCAUACCAAGUCGAUCUCUCGUCAUCUCAUAAGUCACCUGAACAACAAACCGAAACUUGUUCCAGUUUUCAAGAACCCUGUGCUUUGCGUAUUCCGAAUGUUUCCGCGAAAUCAGGUGAUUUCAUAGGGAUAGUUGGUCGAACGGGUUCCGGAAAAACAACGUUUCUUCUUUCUCUCUUAAAUCUUCUAACAAUCAACCAUGGGGUUAUACUUCUUAACGAUAUACCUAUUUGCCACAUGAGUGAAACUUUGAUUAAUAAAAUUAUUGGGAUACUUCCACAAUUCCCUCCUUUAUUUCGAGGUUGGACUCUUCGUCAGUGUGUUGAUCCCAAGAAUCAAUUCCUUCCUUCUGAAAUUUAUCAUAUUCUAAGUCUUGUGUCAUUAAGUACAAGAGUUGCUGCUUUGGAAAACGGACUCGAUACUAUUGUCAUGUCACCCUCAUGUGAAUCGGAUACAAGUUCCGCCAUUUUUACAAACGCAGAACUGCGAACAUUAGCACUUGCAAGACUUGCUCUUCAUUCAAAAAACUAUCGUUUAGUUCUUGUGGACGAGCCACCAGCUGAAAAUUUACACUCUGAAGACCAUAUUUUGACACGGUGUUCUUCCCAAGCGGAGCAUGACACAACUUUGAAUCAUUCAAACGCAAGGAGUGUACCUUACGCGUCAAAAAAAACGGACGUUGCUGAUUUAUUAAGAAUGCUUUUCCCCACAUCGAUUAUUAUUGUCGUAGCUCAUCAAGCUGCCACAUUCAAAAAUUGUAAUCAGUUAUGGGUUUUCUCACGUGGUGAACUUAAAGGAAUCGAACCGGGAUCUUCAGUGAGGACUCAAGAAGAUUUAACGCGUUUAAUUAUGAAAUAUGAAACAUAAUAUCAUCGUUGUGUCAUCUUUUUUUU